This is a messenger RNA of Pistacia vera, 6672 nucleotides long. RefSeq names its product protein TSS-like. Gene Ontology annotation, biological process: organelle organization. Gene Ontology annotation, cellular component: cytoplasm. Lineage: Eukaryota; Viridiplantae; Streptophyta; Magnoliopsida; Sapindales; Anacardiaceae. Gene Ontology annotation, molecular function: protein binding. The record is from RefSeq and is a predicted model, not a curated record.
AUUUCAAUUCUCUCUACACAUAACACAAACAAGACAAUUAAGCUCUUGGCUUAGGCUUACCUUAUCCUAUCCACCACCUCUUUGUGUAUAGUUUCUAGCUACUCUCUACCUCUUUAUCCUCUCUUUACCUUGAUACAAUCUCUCACAAAAUCUCUUUCCCCUAUCCACUUUUCUUAUGCAAAGUGCAGACUCUCACUUCACUUCAGUUCAACCUCUCUCUCUCUUUUUCAGGAAUCUCUUCUCCGUCUUCACCAUGUGAAAGCACUUUUAGGGUUCAUUGUUUCCCAUUCUUCUCCUUCUCAAACCUGUUAAUUAUUAUAUAUAUUUUUAGUUCAUUUUUGGGUUGUUAUUAAAUGUUUAAAUUAAGCUUGCAUGAAGUGAGCUAGAUAUCUGUAAGUUUCAUCGAUAAGUUCGACUGAAGUCAUAGAUAUUAUCGCCAAAAGAAGAGAUUGAAUCAAACUUGGGUAUUUUUGUUUUAAAGAAUUUGAACUCUUUUGAUGCACAAUGGCUCCCAAAACUGGCAAGGCAAAACCCCAUAAAGGCAAGGGAGAGAAGAAGAAGAAGGAAGAGAAAGUUUUGCCUACAGUAAUCGAGAUUCCAAUUGAAACUCCUGAUGAUUCACAAGUCACUCUCAAGGGAAUAUCAACGGACAGGAUCUUGGACGUGAGAAAGCUUUUGGGAGUUCAUGUGGAGACUUGUCAUUUGACCAAUUUCUCUUUGUCUCAUGAGGUGCGAGGAUCCAAACUCAAAGACUCAGUCGACAUCGUCUCGCUUAAACCCUGCCACCUCAGCAUCGUUGAAGAGGACUACACGGAAGAACAAGCGGUUGCUCACAUUCGUCGACUUCUCGACAUCGUCGCCUGCACCAACAGCUUCGGCCCGUCGCCGAAACCUGCCGCCCGGUCCAGUAACGCUUUGAAGGAGUCCGGUUUAGUCGAGAACGAUGCUUCGGUUCAGAAAUCCGGUUCUUCUGACAACAAGAAAGCUUCCAGUGCCGGCGUCGCCGUCGGACAGGUGGCGAAUAAUGGAAAGGACGGGGCGGAGAAUGCUGCGGAUAAAUCCGACGAGGUGUCGAUGUGUCCGCCGCCGAGACUCGGCCAGUUCUACGAUUUCUUCUCGUUCUCGAACCUUACUCCGCCGCUGCAAUACAUCCGAAGAUCCACGCGGCCAUUUCUUGAGGAUAAAACGGAUGAUGAUUUCUUUCAAAUUGAUGUUCGAGUAUGCAGUGGGAAGCCGAUGACAAUUGUUGCUUCCCGGAAGGGCUUCUACCCUGCUGGAAAGCAUCUCCUUCUUUUUCAUUCUUUGGUUAGUUUGCUGCAGCAGAUAAGCAGGGUUUUUGAUGCCGCGUACAAAGCCCUAAUGAAAGCUUUUACUGAGCACAACAAAUUCGGCAACCUUCCUUAUGGUUUUCGGGCGAACACAUGGGUUGUCCCUCCUGUUGUUGCUGAUAACCCGGCUGUUUUCCCACCACUUCCGGUGGAAGAUGAAAAUUGGGGAGGAAGUGGGGGUGGGCAGGGAAGAGAUGCUAAGCAUGAUAACAGGCAGUGGGCAAAAGAAUUUGCAAUUUUGGCCGCAAUGCCUUGUAAAACUGCAGAAGAGAGGCAAAUUCGAGAUCGGAAAGCCUUUCUACUUCACAGUUUAUUUGUCGACGUUUCACUUUUCAAAGCUGUUGCAGCUAUCAAGAACCUCAUUGACUGUGAUCAAAACUCUUUAAAUGAUCCUGCCACUUCAAUUUCACAUGAGGAAAGAGUUGGAGAUUUAGUUAUUAAGGUGACAAGAGAUGUGUCUGAUGCAAGUGUAAAAUUGGAUUGUAAAAAUGAUGGGAGCCAGGUCCUUGAUAUAUCAGAAGAAGACCUCUCUCAGAGAAACUUACUAAAAGGCAUAACAGCCGAUGAGAGUGCAACUGUUCAUGAUACUUCUACUUUAGGUGUAGUUAUUAUUAGGCAUUGUGGUUACACAGCAGUUGUAAAAGUUUCGACAGAGGUAAAUUGGGGGGGAAGUCCUAUUCCACAGGACAUUGAUAUAGAGGACCAACCUGAAGGUGGUGCAAAUGCCUUGAACGUGAACAGCUUGAGAAUGCUGUUGCACAAGUCAUCCUCUCCUCAAUUCACUAGUACAUUUCAGCGAUCUCAAAGUGCAGAUUUUGAGAAUGUACGGUCUGCUAGGUCAUUGGUGCGGAAAGUAAUGGAGGAUAGUUUGUUGAAGUUGCAGGAAGAACCCUCUAAACACACUAGAUCUAUUAGAUGGGAGCUAGGAGCAUGUUGGGUGCAACAUUUACAAAAUCAGGCUUCGGGGAAGAAUGAUUCUAUGAAAACUGAAGAACCUAAGCUUGAGCCAGCUGUUAAGGGUCUUGGGAAGCAAGGGGCACAGCUCAAGGAUAUAAAGAAGAAAACAGAUGCCAGAAUCAGCAAAACUGAAAAGGGCAAGGAGUUUCCAGCAGAUAACAGCCUUGACACAAACAAGAACUCCGAUACCCUUAAUCAGAAGGAACUGGAGAAAAGGGAUGAGGAAACGGAAAAGAUGUGGAAAAAUCUGCUGCCUGAAGCUGCAUAUUUGCGUCUUAAAGAAUCAGAAACGGGUCUCCACCUCAAGUCACCUGAUGAGUUGAUCGAAAUGGCACAUAAAUAUUAUGCUGAUACUGCUCUUCCAAAACUGGUGGCAGAUUUUGGCUCCCUUGAACUUUCACCAGUCGAUGGAAGGACAUUGACAGAUUUUAUGCACACCAGAGGUCUGCAAAUGUGCUCCUUGGGGCGUGUGGUUGAACUUGCUGACAAGCUCCCUCAUGUGCAAUCACUAUGUAUACAUGAGAUGGUUGUUCGAGCUUACAAACACAUAUUGCAAGCUGUUGUAGCAGCUGUUGAUAAUGUUGCUGACUUGGCUGCGUCGAUAGCAUCAUGUUUGAAUAUACUGUUAGGAACGCCUUCAACUGAAAAUGCCGAUGCAGAUAUCACUAAUGACGACAUGUUAAAAUGGAAAUGGGUUGAAACCUUCCUUUUGAAGAGGUUUGGACGGUGUUGGAAGAAUGAAAGCUGCCAGGAUCUGAGAAAAUUUGCUAUUCUUCGAGGGUUAUCCCACAAGGUUGGGCUUGAGCUUGUUCCCAGGGACUAUGAUAUGGACACUGCAUAUCCUUUUCGGAAGUCGGAUAUCAUAAGUAUGGUUCCUGUAUAUAAGCACGUUGCAUGUUCAUCUGCAGAUGGUCGUACUCUGUUAGAAUCAUCCAAGACUUCAUUGGAUAAAGGUAAAUUGGAGGAUGCUGUCACUUAUGGCACUAAGGCACUCUCAAAACUUGUCUCGGUAUGUGGUCCUUAUCAUCGAAUGACAGCAGGAGCAUAUAGUCUCCUGGCUGUAGUGCUGUACCAUACUGGGGAUUUUAACCAGGCAACCAUUUACCAACAAAACAUUGGAUAUAAAUGAAGAGAACUUGGACUUGAUCAUCCUGACACAAUGAAGUAUGGGGACUUAGCUGUGUUCUACUAUCGGCUUCAACAUACAGAGUUAGCCUUGAAGUAUGUCAAUCGUGCUCUUAUCUCUUGCUUGACUUGUGGUCCUUCUCAUCCAAAUACUGCUGCCACCUAUAUUAAUGUGGCAAUGAUGGAAGAAGUUGGGAAUGUCCAUGUUGCUCUUAGGUACCUCCUGAACUCUGAAGUGUAACCAAAGAUGCUUGGAGCUGAUCAUAUACAGACUGCCGCCAGCUACCAUGCCAUAGCAAUUGCUCUCUUGGUGGAAGCAUACUCCUUGAGUGUUCAGCAUGAACAAACUACCCUCCAAAUACUGCACCAACUCGGGUCUGAGGAUCUACGAACACAGUAGCAUCAAUUUGAUGCUGCUGCAUGGCUUGAAUACUUUGAGUCUAAGGCUUUGGAGCAGCAAGAAGCAGCACGCAAUGGUACCCCAAAACCAGAUGCCUCAAUCUCGAGCAAAGGUCAUUUAAGUGUUUCAGACCUUUUGGAUUAUAUAACCCCAGAUGCAGAUAUGAAGGCGAGAGAAGCCCAAAGGAAAGCUCGUACAAAGGUUAAAGGCAAACCAGGCCAAACCUGGGAAACUACCUCAGAUGAAUAUCAGAAGGAUGAAAUUUUGUCUCCAACUGCUCCUGCUGUAGAGAAUUCAAGUGAUAAAGAGAACAAAUCUGAAGCUCAAUUUGCAGAAACUAAGAAUGAGAAAUCUGAUUCAAGUAUUCCAGAUCAAUCAAUAUUGAUUAAAAAUGAUGACCUGGCACAAGAUGAUAAUUCAGAUGAAGGAUGGCAGGAAGCUGUUCCUAAGGGUCGUUCACUUACUGGUCGCAAAUCAUCUGGUUCAAGGAGGCCAAGCUUAGCAAAACUGAAUACUAACUUCAUGAAUGUAUCUCAGUCAACAAGAUAUCGAGGAAAGCCCACUAAUUUCACAUCCCCAAAACAAAUCCCGAAUGAAUCUGCUGGAUCUAAUCUUCCUGUUUCCAAGAAGUUUGUUAAAAGUGCAAGCUUCAGUCCAAAGCUAAACAGUGCAAGCCCCUCCACCAGUGGAACUGAGAAAUCAACUCCAGCUAGCCCAGCUUCCAGUGAUCAACUUGCCACGUCUGGCCCUGCAGCUAGUCCAAUUAGUGUUAAAGUAGCUGGAAAACUUUUCUCGUACAAAGAAGUUGCUUUGGCCCCUCCAGGGACAAUUGUGAAGGUAGUGACUGAACAGUUACCAAAAGAGAAUCUUGCAACAGAACCAAGUUCUCAGGUCAGUCAGGAGGCAGCUAUGUUAGAAAUCACCCCAGGUGAUGAGACAGGCGUAAAUGUUAAAGAGGAAGAGAAAGUUAAGACGUCUGUAGGAGAGAAACAGCUUCAGGUCUCUGAGGAAGAAAUGAAAUGCUGUGUGAAUGAAGAAGAAAAGACAGAAGUCAGAGAUUCAGUGGAAUCUGAAUCCCUGGAGGCAAAAAAGGGUGCUGCUUCUGAAGACUUGGAAGCGGAUGCUGAAAAAGCAGCUGCAGUUGCUCAAAAAGAAGCUGCAGUUGAAACCACAAAAGUAGAAGCUGGAAAUGAAGUUUUGAGAUCUGAGAAUUCAGAUGCUUCGAAGAAUUUAUAUAGCAUUACUUCCAAAACAGAAGUAUUGAAGACAGGAGAAGUGGAAGGAUGCCAAGCAGCCUCUCCUGAUCUUGAGCCUCAAUCCAUUUCAAGUGAAAAAAUAACUUUGCAGCCAGCGGAAGAUGCUUCUGUUCCCAAAGAAGUGACAGAUGAAAACUCAAAGGAUCUACCCAAUGGUGACAUUAGUGCUAAACCAUUGACAACUGAAGGAGAAAAGCAAGAUGAAGUUGAGACCGUAAAGGAAAUGACCAAGAAACUUUCUGCUGCUGCACCACCAUUUAAUCCCUCAACAAUUCCAGUCUUUGGCUCAGUCCCAGUUCCUGGUUUUAAAGAUCAUGGAGGAAUUCUUCCUCCACCAGUAAAUAUACCUCCAAUGCUUACUGUUAAUCCUAUCCGUAGAUCACCUCACCAGUCAGCUACAGCUAGAGUUCCUUAUGGCCCAAGGCUCUCUGGUGGCUAUAAUAGAUCCGGAAAUCGGGUUCCACGUAACAAACAUAGUUUCCAUAAUGGUGAACAUACUGGCGAAGUGAAUCACUUCAGUCCUCCAAGAAUAAUGAACCCACAUGCGGCUGAGUUUGUACCUGGCCAACCUUGGGUUCCCAAUGGCUAUCCGGUUUCACCAAAUGGUUAUCUGGCUUCUCCAAAUGGCAUGCCCGUGUCUCCAAAUGGUUUCCCUCUAUCCCCAAAUGGUGUUCCAGUAAUGCCAAAUGGACAUCCAGCUUCACCAAAUGGUGUGCCAAUGACUCAAAAUGGAUUUCCUGCAUCUCCUGUUGGUUCUGUAGAAUCGCCUACUAUUUUAACUGUCGAUGUUGGAGCUGAAAGCAACACUGAGUCUGCAGGAGAGGAGAACUCCUCAAUGGAAAUUAAAGAUGAAAAACAGCCAAUUGAGCUAAAACCUCUCGAAGAUCAAUCUGUACAUGAUGAAAGCACUCAUCCUGUAAUUGAAGAAAAUGCAACAAACAUAUCACCAGUAACUAGCGACACUGUUUUGGCAAAAGAAACUUGCAGUGACAAACGCCUCGAGGAAAAACAAAGCAAGUGUUGGGGAGAUUACAGUGACAGUGAAGCUGAGACAGUUGAGGUUACAAGUUGAGGAAGGGUUAUUAAUUUUUUUUUAAAUACAAAGUGAUCUGUUCACUGUGAGAAAUGUAUAGCUGUGAGAAACAAGAGGCUAUAGGUAACAUGGAAUUGCAGGACACCGGGUAACCACGGAAAGUUUAAUUCUGUUGUGAAGUUUAUGACAUGAUUUUCUCUAGACCCGGGCAAUAUGAAGACGUUUUGAUAGAUAUUUCGGUUUUGCUGCAGUGAGGAAAAAGAUUGUUGAUAGGUUGGUAUAUGAAAGAAAAUUAAGAAACAGACCAUGACCAUAGAAGGAUCGUUUGAGUAGGUCGCUGGUGACUUCAUGUCCUUACAUUUUAUUCUUUUCAUUAAUGGAAACAAUAAUGAACUUGAAGAUUUUGUACUUUCUGUGUUGUACUUUUAGGAUCAGACUGAUCGAUGACUGCAUUGGAGGUAUGCAAUAAUAAUUUUCAGUUUCUUGCCUUAAGCUAAAUACAGUUCUGAUAUCCAAUUUGAAUGCCUGUUUCAAUUUCUGAUGCUAAUGUGAUUGGAAGUGCUUUUGGUAUUG